Nicotiana attenuata is the source of this 618-nucleotide messenger RNA. RefSeq lists its product as uncharacterized. The transcript has a single exon. The record is from RefSeq and is a predicted model, not a curated record. Lineage: Eukaryota; Viridiplantae; Streptophyta; Magnoliopsida; Solanales; Solanaceae. The coding region runs from base 1 to 618 and encodes 205 amino acids.
AUGCCCAUACCCCAGCAAACAAGUUGGAUGGUAAGGAAAAUAUUCAAGGCAAGGGAGGAAUUGGGUAAUGUGGAACAUAAGUCACUAGGGAACAGGAGCAUGAUUAGGAUCAUUUAUCUGAAAAUGAUAAGAGAUCUACCAAAAGUCACCUGGAAGAACUUAAUGUUUGGGAAUGCAGCAAGAACAAAAGCAAUCUUCAUAACAUGGCUUCAAUUUCAAGACAGAUUACUCACAGCUACAAGACUACAAAGCUGGGGUAUACAGAUAGAUACAAAUUAUCAAAUGUGCAAACAAGCAGAGGAAAGCAAGGAUCAUCUAUUUGCUGGAUGUGAAGCUAGCAGAAGAGUGUGGAGUAAACUAAUGGCAUGGAUACAAACUGAUUGGUCAUCAAUGAUGACAUGGGGACAACUGCAGAGCUGGAUAGAACAAAGAACAAGAGGAAAGACAAAGCAAGCAAAAAUAUUAAAGCUGAUAUAUACAGAGUACAUCUAUGCAAUAUGGAUUGAACAGAACAACAGAGUGUUUAUGCAGAAAGUGGAAACUAGUGAUGCUGGAGCUAGAGAAAUAGCUUAUAUCUAUCAUGUUCGAGCUGCUGAGAACCUUAAGAUGACUCUAUAG